Messenger RNA from Rotaria sp. Silwood2, 735 nucleotides. Lineage: Eukaryota; Metazoa; Rotifera; Eurotatoria; Philodinida; Philodinidae. The record is from the annotation of a GenBank genome assembly.
AUGAAUACAUAUCAAUCAACUCGUGUAACAUUUGUACCAAAACCAACGAAAUAUCGAACACAAUUGAAGGUUGAACCUGUUCGUAGUCAACCACACUGUGAAGAUACUGCUCUCAAUCCUGUCCUUCGUUGGAAUUCAACAAGCAUAACUGUAGCUGGACUUAAUAAUGCACCUGGUGUCAACGCUAGUCAACUCUAUACACCGACUGAUGUUGCAUUGGAUCCAUUCAAUACACUUUAUAUUCCUGAUUUCAUAAAUAAUCGAGUACAAAAAUGGCUCAUUGGAGCAUCAAGUGGUACAACAGUCACCGGUCAAGUAAAUGCAACUUUGAGUAACACUACAGGUUAUUUAAAUCGUCCUGCUGGAAUAUAUAUUGAUUCAAAUGACAACAUAUUCGUGUCUGAUAGUAAUAAUCAUCGAAUUCAGCUGUGGGCCAAUGGAGCAUUGGUAGGAACGCUGAUCGCCGGAACAGGUUCUGCUGGAACCGGCAAUAAUGAAUUUUACAAUCCAUAUAGUAUUGUACAAGAUUCAAGUACAAAAACACUUUAUAUUGGAAACUACAACAAUCAUAGGAUGAUGAGCUAUACAUCAGGUGCUUUACUAGGCUCUGUAGUGGCUAGAGGAGAUGGAUUAGGAACAAACAAUACACAAUUGAAUAAUCCAGUUGGAUUAUAUUUUGAUUCAUUUACGAAUAGUCUACUCAUUGCUAAUUUUAUGGCUAACAAUAUUGUUUGA